UCUUGCGGCAACACAACCAGUCAGUCGGCGUGUGACGAGAGUGCGUGACACGGGCAUUGAAGAAGAAGAAGGUCUCACGUACCGGUUCGACCUCAGAGACAGUCGGUCUGGGUGAACGCUUGUUGUUGACCGGUGCACCGGAAGUGAAGUGGAAGUGACUCUACGCGGAACCGCACCCCGCACCAGGGGCACCAGGGCAAUUGGUGCGUGAAGUAGAUAAAACGCUCGACGCUCUCGAAGGUCCCCCAUUUGAUUCCCCCCAGAAGGCGAGGAGAGGCGGGUGGCGAGCGAAGUGAUAAUUGAUGGUCGUCGACGGCGGCUCUCGAUCUCGGCGUGUCCCAAUCUCCCAGUCCACGAUCGGUGCUCGCGUGAGGUGGCCAGACGUUCACAAGUGCUCCGAGACUGACUCCGCGGUGACUUCGGGAGGAGGGACCUCGGGACAGUGUUGUGCGGAGGGGGGGAGAUCGUGAGUUUUGGGCCACAAUUUAUGACCGCACCCGCAGUAGUGAGUUCGGGCUAAUUGAGUGAAAUUGCCCACCCCGAAGAAUGGCCUCCCAGAAGAUGGUGUUGCUGACGUUCCUGCUGGUGGUGGUGGGUCUGGCGGGAAGUGGUGCCCAGCAGAGUAUUGACGAGCUGCACCGGCCGCAACUGGAUAUCCUCAGUCCACCGACCCCGGCGACCCCGGCCGCGGCGGGAGAACGCCAGUUCCGGGUGAUGUACGAGUGGAACGUGCUGGACUUUGCGUUCGCGGGCGAAGACGAACGGUCGUACGCGCUGUACAGUGGCCGGUACAUCCCGAAGAACGUGCUGAUCUCGGACUGUAAGCCACACACGAACCGGCUCUACCUGACCGUGCCGCGGAUGCUGCCCGGUGUUCCGGCCACCCUGGGGUAUGUGGUGCGACCGGAGAACAACGGGCGCACCGAUCCGGAGAUCGUCCCAUACCCGUCGUGGGAGAUGAACGAGCGGGGUAACUGCUCGGCCCUCCAGUUCGUCCAGGGGAUCGCCAUCGACAAGCAGGGCACCAUGUGGGUGGUGGACUCGGGGCGCACCGAAACCCUGACCCGCGGAGCGGACCACGUGGUGUGCCCACCGAAGCUGCUACUGCUGGACCUGAAGCGCAACGGCACCGUCCUGUUGCGCUACCAGUUCCCGGAGUCGGUCGUACCGGCCGGCAACAACUAUCUGAACAAGAUCGUCGUCGAUGACGCGUACGGAGGGUUCGCGUACAUCACCGACAACAGUGGAGCCGACCCAGGCAUCGUGGUGUUCUCGCGCCGCCUACUACGCUCAUGGAAGGUCCGCGAGAACAACUCGAUGCGGGCCGCCCGGAACGCGGUCCGGUUCGCUGUGAACGGGACAGAGUUGAACUUUUCGAUCCACAUCGACAGCAUUGCCCUCGGACCGUACUACAAUCCGAGCCUAGAGUCGGAAACGGAGAACCCACGGUCCGGGCUGGCCGGGAGCCAAAACUACGAGCGGAACGUGUACUACAGUCCACUCUCCAGCUACCACAUCUACUCGCUGCCGGCGUCCUUGUUGCGCGACCCGGAGUUUAAUGCGCGGGCGACGGCACGCGACAUUCUCGAGGCCGUCACCGAUUACGGGCGGAAGCAGUCGCAGACGGACGGAAUGAUCAUGGACAACCAGGGAGUGCUGUACUACGGGCUGCUCGGGGAGCACGCGAUCGCCCGGUGGGACACGUACCGGCCGUUCACGGAGAAAAACCAGCAGAUCGUGGCCCGGGACGCCACCUACAUCCAGUGGGUCGACAGUAUGGGCUUCGACCACGAGGGUUACCUGUACGCGGUGGUCAACCGGCUCCACAACUUCGUCGCCGGCCGACUCAACCCGCUCGAGGUGAACUUCCGCAUACUGCGCGCGAAGACGACCGGCCUUAGCUACGUCGAGACGCCGGACAAUCCGUUCAACAGUGACACCCGGUACCUGUACGCGGACGGAGCCAGCUCCGGCGAACCGUUCGACAACGGGCUCCGGUUCCAGUACGAGGGUACGACGCCGGCAUCGAGUCGGCUUGCCGCGGCCGGCGUUUUUGGUGCUCGAUCCGGUGCCGGCUCCGUCCGGUCCGUGCUGCUCCUGCCGACGCUGCUCCUGCUCGGCGUCCUUGCGGUUUAAGGCCGACGGCUGACAGAUCGAUGACGUCACGGCACACAUUUCAUUCGGUUCCGCAUCAGUAUUGUACAUAGUUUGAGGUUAAGUGUAAAUACGCGCGACCCUCGCGAUCGCGCCGCGUUCGAUUUCAUGUUGAUUUUAAUGUUUGGAACCUUGUGCGAGAGAAAAAGGGAGGGACAGAGAGAGCGCAGAUUGAAUAAAGUUGAU
This is a messenger RNA of Anopheles cruzii, 2340 nucleotides long. Its product is annotated as protein yellow-like. Gene Ontology annotation, cellular component: extracellular region. The coding region runs from base 547 to 2136 and encodes 529 amino acids. The transcript has 3 exons. Lineage: Eukaryota; Metazoa; Arthropoda; Insecta; Diptera; Culicidae. The record is from RefSeq and is a predicted model, not a curated record.